AUGUCUCAGUGCACAUUCGACGCCGUCUGUGGCAUACUAGCAACUGGGGACUCAGAUGGAAACAUCCGGAUUUGGGAAGAGGCUAAAGGACAAUGGAAUCAGUUGUCCUCUUUUCGCCCUGGGAUCCCAGGGGCAUUAGUGGGUCUUCAGUGGGUCCCUUUUGGGGGCGUCCCCUCACAAAUAUCCCUUUGCCUACUACACGAUGGUGGCCACCUGCUGUGUGUGGCCCUUGAGGGCCAGCAACUGUGGUCCCGUGACGUAAAGAAGGCGUGCUCCUGCUUUUGCGCUUCUCCCAAUGGAACCGGCUUCGUCCUAGCAUCAAAUGACGGGGAAAUGGCAUUUCAUGAUUCGAGGGGUAUUUACAUACGGAAGUUGGGUCUGAAGGCUGAGGCUGCAGGGCAAGAGGCCAUAAAGGCGCUGGCCUGGCAGCCAGGGUCUUGGUCCGUCCGACCAAUUCUAGUUGCGUAUUCGACUGGCCGCGGCAUGCUCGUGCAGCCUGAUGGAGACGUUCAGCCACUUUCAUUUGAGACUGGCCUCUCUGCAUGCGUAGAUGCGGCGUGGAAUCCCUCAGGCUUGCUAGCAGCAUUUCUUGGCCUCCCUGCCCUGGAUGUGCAAUAUGUCUCGAGGCAACUCACAGGAGAACGGGAAGGAAUGGUAGAACGGAUACGAGGGCAAAGCCUCGUUGCUGGGACGCUGGUAGUGUUGGUACAGGCCUGUGGCAACUUAAUGGCCACUGUGAACUUGGCCAAUUCAGAGCCCAGAGCUCUAGCUUGGACCAUCUGUGGCGAACGGCUUGCUGCAGCGGCGGAGAAAGAAGUUUUUAUAAUAUCGUUGCGCCGGCAUGCUGUGUGUUGCUCAUAUGGGGAAAAUUCCUUGGCAGCAGUAGAUCCCUUCUGCCACAAACAGCUUACAACAGAGGUCUCGUUUCUUCGCGAACCAGGAGGCUACCGUACUAUCCGACGCUUCAGGGGGCCCCGCUUUCUCGUGUCUGGAGAUUCCGUGUGUGCUGUUGUGCCGCAAGCCACACCUGCACUACCACUUACAUUUCUCUGGCAGGGUGACCGCUCUGGUGCCUUGCUGCAAUCACAGCACCAGGAAGGCCCGCACCGCCUAGCUGAUGAUAACGGCUUCCAAGAAUCACCGACUGCCGCCAAAAAUCCUCCACGAAAAACGGGGCAAGAAGGUUUUCCCGUAGAACUAUGCGACACUUCAGGCAACACUGUGGAGACUGUGGUCUCUCCAAUUGGCCCGACGCAAGCCGUUCUACUAACUCACUGGCUAGUGAUAGCAGACAGCUCACACCAUCUCUGGCUUUAUAAUCUAGCCCGUGAGGAAAAUAGUGCCGCGGUCCCGCUGUCUACACUGGUAGAUUUAAACUGUCUGUGCGAGUUGCCUUCCAGUGGCACGUGCAACGGAAAUACAUGCGCUUUAGAUGGACGUGGCAGAUGCUUAAUAGUAGCACGGUCGACCGGUCAGUUGCUGAGGCUACGCCCUUCUCCAACGCAGCCUCAAAUCGAGCUCGAGGCCUCUGGCGUCAUACCAAUUCGGCUGUGCAACCUGAAGCUUAACAGAGAUGCAACGGCCCUUGCAGGGGUGGACUUGAACGGACGGCUGCAGAUUAUAACCGCCAUCGCUUCUCACGAGCAUACCGGCAAGCUACAUAUCUAA
Eimeria maxima is the source of this 1668-nucleotide messenger RNA. RefSeq lists its product as hypothetical. The coding region runs from base 1 to 1668 and encodes 555 amino acids. The record is from RefSeq and is a predicted model, not a curated record. The transcript has 3 exons. Lineage: Eukaryota; Apicomplexa; Conoidasida; Eucoccidiorida; Eimeriidae. Gene Ontology annotation, biological process: intraciliary transport. Gene Ontology annotation, cellular component: ciliary basal body; axoneme. Gene Ontology annotation, molecular function: protein binding.